AUGUUCGAACCGACAUCAGUGGACGCAUCGGCGCUGUUAUCGCACAGCGGCCAAGGCCAGGGCCACGUCAUCAACUGCACCAGUGCCCUCCUCUCCCCUUCAGAGCACAAGUUUUCAAUUAGUGACCACGAAUGCCUUGGUCUUGCUUGGCCCGUCGCAAAAUUUCGACCGUACUUGUCUGGCGGCAGCUAUUCGGUCAUCACAGGCCACCACGCGCUGUGGUUGCUCUCGCCCCUCAUAGAUCCUACUGAACGAUUUGGUGGCUGGACACUAAAGCUUCAAGAACUUGAUGCCCUUUACAAGUCCGGGGCCAUGAACCAGGACCCCGACUACCUAUCACAUCAUCCCGUGGGCCCUUUCGAUACUACUGUGCAUGAUUCUGACACCUCCGUCCUCGCCAUCUCCGACUUGAGUGACAUACAAAAGCAACAGUAG
Messenger RNA from Dermacentor silvarum, 435 nucleotides. RefSeq lists its product as uncharacterized. Lineage: Eukaryota; Metazoa; Arthropoda; Arachnida; Ixodida; Ixodidae. The record is from RefSeq and is a predicted model, not a curated record. The transcript has a single exon. The coding region runs from base 1 to 435 and encodes 144 amino acids.